Nycticebus coucang (slow loris) is the source of this 1874-nucleotide messenger RNA. It is a transcript of the gene ANKRD53, whose product is annotated as ankyrin repeat domain 53. Bases 1 to 1521 code for a protein of 506 amino acids. The transcript is spliced from 6 exons. Gene Ontology annotation, biological process: positive regulation of microtubule polymerization; regulation of mitotic cytokinesis; mitotic metaphase chromosome alignment. Gene Ontology annotation, cellular component: spindle pole. Lineage: Eukaryota; Metazoa; Chordata; Mammalia; Primates; Lorisidae. The record is from RefSeq and is a predicted model, not a curated record. Gene Ontology annotation, molecular function: protein binding.
AUGGAACACCUCAGCUGGUCAGGGGCUCUGCUCCGUUCCUCCCAGGGCCCAGGGAGUUCCAGCCUCGAUGUCUCGGUCCCCGGCGGGACCUCUCGGCGGGGAGCAUUUGCCACAGCAGCAUCAGGUGGCUUACACAGGACGGAGAAGUUCUCCUUGAAGUUCAUCUGGAGUGACGGGGACUACAAGCAGCUCAGCGAUGAGCAGGACCAAAGGGUCAUCGGGAACUACUACGAGCUGUUCGCUGCUGCGGUGGGCAACGUCCAGUGGUUGCGGUUCUGUCUGGAUCGGGACAGUGGAGAAAUCCGGACUGACUCCAAGCCUUCUCCUGUCUGGUUCUGGACUCCACAGGGCUUCACUGCCCUCCAUUUCGCCGCCCAGCGGGGCAAGCUUGCAUGCCUGCAGAUUUUGAUAGAGGAGUAUGAUUUUCCCGUGGACCUGCCCACCAACAACAGCCAGACUCCCCUGCACCUCGUCAUCCACAGGGACAACAAGACCAUGGCACUCCCCUGCAUUUCCUACCUGCUUGGGAAAGGGGCAGCCCUCAAUGCUCAAACAUGCAACGGCUCCACGCCACUGCACCUGGCAGCCCAUGAGGGGCUGCUGGGCUGUGUGAAGGUCCUGGUGCAGAGUGGCGCUGAUGUCCAUGCCCAAGAUGCCAUGGGCCUCAAACCCAUCGACUUCUGCAAAAUAUGGAACCACCGUGCCUGUGCCAGGUUCUUGAAGGAUGCCAUGUGGAAACGGAAUAAGAGUGACUUUGCUCAUGAAAUGGGAAAGCUGAAAAGGCUCAAGGACCAGCUGGUCAUCAUGGAGAAGAACUACCUGAUUGAGUAUCAGAAAAAGCAAAAAAUUCUGAGAAAAGAUGAUUUCAAGAAGUGGCUCCAAGGAAAGCUGACACACCAAGGUCACUCUCUGGUCCACAAGCAAGCCCAUGCCAUCACCCUCUCCAAGACCCAACAGCUUUCCAAGAGUCUCCACCCCUCUGUGGAGGCACGCCUGCAGCGCAUACCUCCACCACCCAGGGAGAAGCCCAAGAAGCCACAGAUCAGCUUCUACAGCCAGCCCUCAGUCAGGCGGCCCACAAUGUGGAAUGUCAGCACCAACCCUGCCACACAGCCCAGCACCCAGAUCAGCUUCCCACAGGACAUCCGCUUGGGUAUACAUCCAGACCCCAGCCUGGAGCAUGACUUCAGCAGCUUCCUGGAGGUGACACCAGACAGGCAAGGUGGUGCAUGGCUGCACACGGUGGACGGCCACUGGGUAACACCUGUGCCCCAGCUGCCUUUUGAGGUGAUAGUCCGCACAUUGUACCCAAGUACAUGUCCGUACAGGAUGAAGGUGCCCCAGGGUCUUUAUUCCAUCAGCAUGAGGGACGUGCCCCGGAAACGGUACUUGGGUGAUGACACCUUCUGGACAGACACUAUGGCCAUGAACCUGCGUCAGACAUUUGACAAAGCCUUCCUAGCAGCCCUGCAAGCUCAUCAAGGGCUCCCUACCUUGCCCUCCCCUAAAACAAAUCCAUAAAGUUAUUCUGAUAGCCUCUGUACCUGAGGCAGCCCAGUGAAGGCUGAGAUGUGGUGAUUUACAUUGUGGGUGAGAAGGAAGGAGAGAGGAGUCCUACGGGUUUCCCAUUCCCAUGCUCAAGGACUGGAUUUCCUUGCUCACUAAUCCCGUAAUCAAAGCCCAAACUCCAGGCCUCCCUUCUUCGUGCCAAGAAAUCUCUUGAGCCUCCCAGAAAAUCCAAGUUAGGUUCAGAGAGGGAGUCAUUAGUAUCCUGGGUCUUAGCAUUAUAAAAGUGACACUCUGGCAUCCCCCUGUGCUCCCAGCCAGCCUACCAGGGACAAGUCUUCUAGGAUGCAGGGACCACUGGGAAAUUU